AAUUUGGUUAUUGAUAUGUCACCUUCCACAUUACAAGCUAUUGUACAUAUUGAUGAACCUUAUACUCAACAAUGUGUUGUUAGAUCAUUGGAAUCAAGUCCAUUAGAUUUCAAAGUAUCAACAGAUAUUAGCCAAAAUGAAUGUGAAAAAGAUUAUACAACGCCUUUUAUCCAUUUACAAUGGUUGGAAUAUGAGCUUAUUGAUUGGGAUCAUAUACAUCGACCAAGUACUAGUAUCAACAGUAUGUGUAAUGCCUAUUGUAUUCGAAAAGGAUUGAUUCGUAAGUCUCAGUUUGCCUACAAUGUGACAAAGUACCUGUCCAAGUAUCCUGAAAGUAUCUUGUCUCAAGCUAUUCCUGAAACCUGGCAAUUUGAAUUGGAUCAUGUCGACUAUUUUGAAGAAGCCAUGAAUGAAGUAUUUGAAGUGGAACGGGAUCUAUUAGCCAACGAAGAAGAAGAAGGUGAAUUAAAACAUCGAUUCAUUAUUAAACCAAGUCUAGCAAAUAAAGCAGCAGGCAUUCAAGUGUUUGAUUCUUUGGAACAAUUACGAAAUAUUUUUGUGAUGGAAGAUUCUGAUUCAGAAGAAGACGACAAUGAAGAAGAUAUAUCUCAAGUGCGUGAAUGGGUUAUUCAACGUUAUAUUGACCAUCCACUUCUUGUACAUCAACGCAAAUUCCAUGUACGAGCAUACGUUUUGGCAGUGGGUAAUAUUCAAGUUUAUCUUUAUCGUGACAUGCUUGCUUUAUUUGCUAUGAAGGAUUAUACCCUGGAGAACCUCUCUGAUACUCUGAUCCAUUUGACUAAUACUUGUAUACAAACCGAUCAAGCUGAUUUUGAUGAACAAGCAUCAGUAAAGUUAUUCUGGGAAUUGGAACAAUGUGGUAUAGCGAAAAAGGAUUUGGAUUCUAUCUUUACCAAGAUGCAACUUAUUUUGAAGGAUGUCUUUGAUGCCUGCUCAAGUGAAAUGACGACUUUUCAAGCCCUACCUAAUGUAUUUGAAUUAUUUGGUGUUGAUUUUAUGAUUGAUCAAGAUAUGAAUGUCUAUUUCUUGGAAACAAAUGCCUUUCCCGAUUUCAAACAAACAGGUACCAGACUACAAAACGUGAUUCAAGAACUUUUUGAUGCUACAACAAAAACGGCCGUUGAACCAUUUUUUGGAAUGAUUGGGGAAUCGGAUGAACGUAUGAUCAAGGUAUUCGAUCGUCAAUUACUGUCCUUGUAAAUAGUUAGAUAUUAUUAGAAUAUUUGAUAGAUAUUAGAAUAGAGAACAUAUAGAUAAAAAAAAAU
Molecule: messenger RNA, 1286 nt
Organism: Halteromyces radiatus
Lineage: Eukaryota; Fungi; Mucoromycota; Mucoromycetes; Mucorales; Cunninghamellaceae
Product: tubulin-tyrosine ligase family-domain-containing protein
Exons: 2
Coding region: 16-1221 (401 amino acids)
Biological process (GO): protein modification process
Cellular component (GO): P-body
Source: RefSeq, a predicted model, not a curated record